Fimicolochytrium jonesii is the source of this 516-nucleotide messenger RNA. RefSeq lists its product as uncharacterized. The coding region runs from base 1 to 516 and encodes 171 amino acids. The transcript has a single exon. The record is from RefSeq and is a predicted model, not a curated record. NCBI's taxonomy places the organism in Eukaryota, Fungi, Chytridiomycota, Chytridiomycetes, Spizellomycetales, Powellomycetaceae.
AUGCGUUUCUCAUUCUCCGCCGCGGUCCUCGCCGUCGCCGCCAUGGUCGUCCUCCCCAGCGCGCUCGCCGCCGCCGUCCCCGAAACAGUCACCUGGAACGGGCUCGACUUCACCCUCCCCCGCCGGGACCUCACGACGCGCGACUCGACAUGCGGCGUCAAGGAAGGCAUCCACUGCGCCGUGAUGGUCGCCGCCACCGCGGGCUGCUUCGCCACCGUCGCCCUCGGCACCUUCGCCACCGCCGGCGCCGCCUUCGCCGCCUACCUCGGCUGCGCGGCCGCGGGUGAAGGCGCCGUCAUCUCGUGCCUGCCGUGCCUCGAGAAGGCAUGGGAUAAGUUGGUCGACCUCGCACAUAAGCAUGGCAAGCACCUGCCGUGGGAAGACCAGGGCCCGGCGGCGGUCGGGGCGGCCUUCCCGGCCCCGUCGCCGGAGGCCGUCAAGGCUUGCUUGCUUGACUUGGUCGACAACGAGAAGUACGAUACGGCGAGCGCUACCAGGUUCUGUAACCUUCACUGA